AUGUUCGCACCCAUCACCGCCCUCUUUGCCGCCACGGCCUUGCUGCCGGGGCUGGCAUCCGCCACCGUGCUCAGCGGGUCGGGCACGAUAUCAGUCCUUAAUUCCAGCUCCUUCACAACCGCGACCCCGGAUAUGAACAUCGGCUGCGUCGAUGCCACGGGCAAGCUUGUCGUGGAUGAGUGCGCGACCUUCACCUUCCGCGACACGUACCCGUAUGGCGUCUCCACCAGCGCAGGGAACUGCUCCUUCACCAACUCGUCGCAGCAGGCGAACACGGACAGCCACUACGGGGCGAACAGCUAUGCCUGGUCGUGCUGGCCUCACGAGGCCGCGGUGACAGAUCAGCUGUACACCAUCGAUGGAAUGGCAUACAACUUUCUCUGCCAAGGCGAUACGGACUGCUACUAUGACAUCCCCAGUGCUCCAUCAGGGGUCAGCCAGCAGCUGCCGGUCUGGAGAUUCACAUGGGGCAGCGCACAGCCGGGAAUAACGCCGGGUCACCUGAAGACUCUGUUUCUGUGGGAGCCCACCUCGUCCUCGUGA
Diaporthe amygdali is the source of this 543-nucleotide messenger RNA. RefSeq lists its product as uncharacterized. NCBI's taxonomy places the organism in Eukaryota, Fungi, Ascomycota, Sordariomycetes, Diaporthales, Diaporthaceae. The transcript has 2 exons. The record is from RefSeq and is a predicted model, not a curated record. The coding region runs from base 1 to 543 and encodes 180 amino acids.